Molecule: messenger RNA, 1887 nt
Organism: Bombyx mandarina (wild silkworm)
Lineage: Eukaryota; Metazoa; Arthropoda; Insecta; Lepidoptera; Bombycidae
Gene: atms
Product: RNA polymerase II-associated factor 1-like protein antimeros
Biological process (GO): transcription elongation by RNA polymerase II
Cellular component (GO): Cdc73/Paf1 complex
Molecular function (GO): chromatin binding; RNA polymerase II complex binding
Source: RefSeq, a predicted model, not a curated record
AUGCCACCCACAAUACAAACAGGUGAAGCAGAAAGGGAUAAACGGCCAACAAGGACCGGAGAGAGGAGGUCAGAGCUGCUAACUAAAGUGAAAUAUUGUAACACACUGCCUGACAUACCGUUUGACUUGAAAUUCAUAACGUACCCAUUUCCUUCGACGCGCUUCGUACAGUACAAUCCGACCUCUUUAGAGAAAAGCUAUCGCUAUGAAGUUCUCACAGAACAUGAUCUGGGAGUGCACAUAGAUUUGAUCAACCGAGAUAUAUACCAAGGAGAUGGUAAUGCACCAUUGGAUCCUGCAGACGAGAAGUUGCUUGAAGAUGAUGUCCUCACGCCCCAAGAUUCAAAGAGAUCCCGUCAUCAUGCCAAAAAUGUUUCAUGGUUACGUCGUUCAGAAUAUAUAUCUACGGAAGCUACUAGAUUUCAGCCUCAGUCCAUGGAAAAGGUGGAAGCCAAAGUGGGUUAUAAUGUUAAAAAGAUAUUUAGUGAAGAAACACUAUAUAUGGAUAGAGAAAGUCAAAUCAAAGCUAUUGAAAAGACAUUUGAAGACAACAAGAGACCUAUAGAGAAGCAUUACAGCAAACCUGGUGUGACCCCAGUGGAAGUAAUGCCAAUAUUUCCUGAUUUUGACAUGUGGAAAUAUCCCUGUGCUCAGGUUAUAUUUGAUUCAGAUCCAGCACCCGCUGACAAGAAUUUCUCAGGACAAAUGGAGGCCAUGUCACAAGCUAUGAUUAGAGGUGUGAUGGAUGAAAGUGGUGAACAGUUCGUGGCCUAUUGUCUUCCCACCGAGGAAACAAUACAGAAGCGACGUCGUGAUGUUAAUGAAAACAUACCAUACAUGGACGAGGACACCUAUGAGUAUAAAAUGGCUAGAGAAUACAACUGGAACGUUAAAAGCAAAGCCUCUAAAGGCUAUGAAGAGAAUUACUUUUUGGUGGUGCGUAAUCACUGUGUUUACUACAAUGAAUUGGAAACGAGAGUUCGUCUGUCGAAACGUCGAGCCCGCGCUGGAGCAGCUGCACAAGCCCCGACCAGGCUGGUGGUCACACAUCGUCCUCUCAGUAGCACCGAACAUCGUAUGCUGAGACUUAGAGAGAAGCAACUUGAGCCUCCACAAGAUGAAGACGAGGAGGAGGAGGAAGAAGAAGAUGAAGAAGAAAAGCAGGAACAGAGCGGCGAGAAGGAAAGGUCUCGUUCGCGAUCAAAAUCGGGUUCGAAGUCUCCUCGUGGCUCCGAGAAGUCCAAAGGCUCGGGAAGGUCCAGGUCGCCGUCACGCGAGAAGUCGAAGUCGCGUUCGAGGUCAAGGAGUCGUUCUCGGUCCGCUUCCGGCUCUAGGAACUCGAGAUCUCGUUCAGGAUCGGCACGUUCUCGUUCACCGAGAUCUGGUUCAGAGCGUUCUCGUUCGCGUUCAAAGUCUGGUUCGAGGGCGUCUUCAAGAGCCAGUUCCAAGAGCGGGGCGGGCUCUCGCGCCAGUUCCGCUUCGAGAGGAUCCCGUGCUACUUCUAAAGCUAGUGAUAAAGGUUCGAAAGCCAGCUCCCGGGCGUCAUCGCGGGCCAGCAAACGUUCCUCUCGCGCAUCGUCCCGGGCCUCGCGAGCUUCUUCGAGAGCUUCAGGUUCCAAAGCUUCAUCCAGAGCUAGCUCUAGAAGGAAUUCGGGAUCGGCGAGCGGCUCCGAAAAGUCUCGAAGUCGCUCGCGUAGUGGUUCGAAACAGGGUUCACGUAGUGGGUCAGCGUCGAGUGCAUCGUCAAGACAUAGUGGUUCUGACUGAAAGAAGAAUAUGUCGGAUAUACUUUAACAUUGACACGACCUUGUGUUUUAAACAUAUGUAAUUUAUCCCGAAUAAAAUAUCCAAAAAAUAACGGAAAUCCUUUUUUAUUUUAUUAGUAGU